Paramecium sonneborni is the source of this 751-nucleotide messenger RNA. The record is from the annotation of a GenBank genome assembly. NCBI's taxonomy places the organism in Eukaryota, Ciliophora, Oligohymenophorea, Peniculida, Parameciidae.
AUGUAAAAACAAUAAGAUGAAUAGCAAGAUGGUUUUGUGAGUUUUAUGCUGGAAAAAGAGGAUUCUUAACUAAUUAAUCCUGAUGAAACUUUUCUAUAUUAAAACAAUAACUAAGACUAUAAUUUAUAAUUGAGUAGACAGUUCUAUGGCUAAAGAAGAGAAGGUAUUUAUGAUACCAAUAUAAAAGCAUAAAAAUCUAAUCAGAUAAACCCAGCAUUGAUAAAAUAAAAAAUUAUAUAAAGAGCUAUUAUUACAAAUAAACAAAGAGGAAAAUUCGCUGCUUCUGUACCGACUGUCAGUGAAUAAUUGCAAAAGGUAUUAGUUUUUUGUAAUAAUCUAUUCCCUAUUAUAGUAAAUCUAAAAGCUCUUAUCGUCAAGUAAACCUAAAAUGUAAACUAAUAUCAAAACUAGCCUUGCCAAUAAAUUUACUUAUAACAAAAAUUUUAACUAAAUAAAAAAUUCUAAUAUCUAACAGCAUCAUUUUUAGCUGAAUUUACCAAUUACAAAUAAAAAAAUUAAUAUAUAUGAACCAAGAACUCAUAGAUUACGAAUAGAAGAUUCUAAUCCUGACUAAUUGAAUCAUUUUACAUAAAAUUCUUAUAGGAGUACAUUAAAUAGUAGUACAAAAAGCACUGCAAAAUUAGAAAAAAUUUAUGAUAUUACCUAUCCAAUUAAAACAGAGAUAGGAGAUGACAAUAAAAUAAAUAUAUUCAAGAUUUCAUAUAGAAAUAAAUAAUAAUGAAAGUAGCAU